CGGGUUACACAAAAGGUUGCCGCGGUCGCCAUGUUGCUGAAUGAAAUUAGCUCCAAAACAUUGAAUAGCCGCUAGCAUUAUCGGUAUUUUCUUUUUACGACUUACAACGUUUGUUAGAGUGUCUGGUUUAAUGUAAAGAUGACUUAAGAUUUAUGAAAUGACUACAGAAUCUUCCAUUUCCCACUUUUGUGUUUAGACAUAGUAAAAGUGUCACGCAAUGCACCAUGGAAGUGGAUCGCAGAACAUGCAACGACAGCUUCAGAGAUCCAAGUCUGUUACUGGCUCUGAAGCAGAGGAGCAACAGCUGCCUGCUAUGGCAGCUACACAGCCGCAAGCUACAGUUAAUCACCCGCAAUCUCCUGUGACAACAUUUUCCUCUGCUGCAAGCCCAUCAGCCCCCCAGUCACCAAAUUUACAGAUUAUCAUGAGUCGUAGCCCAGUCACUGGCCAGAACAUGAACAUCACAUUACAAAAUGUAGGGCAGAUGGUGACUGGUAACCAGCAAAUUACUCUUACCCAACUCCCCAUGCCAAACCCAGCAUCCCCUGGUUUCCAGCAUACUGCAUCACAGUGGAGAUUGGAACAUGCUCCAUCCUCCUACAUCCAGGUUACUUCUUCUGUUCCUCAGGCCAUGCAGCCCCAAAGUCCAACACAGCACAGCCCAGUUCCCAUGCAAGGUGUUACAAGGCCAGGAGCACCUGCAACAACUCUGGGUGUGUGUGGACAGAGUCCAUCGCGAUUUGUUGAAGCCGGAGUGUUAAUGCGACAAAUCAGUUUGGGCAGUUCAUCAGGAAGUGGGCAUUUUGUUUACCAGGAUGGUACUGGACUGGCCCAGAUUGCUCCAGCCACACCUGGCCAAGUACAGCUGACCUCCCCAGGAGCACCAGGCUCUGUUAGGGAACGACGGCUAUCUCAACCACAUUCACAGACUGGGGGCACCAUCCACCACCUUGGACCGCAAAGCCCUGUGGGGACUGGCGCUACCCUUCCUACCUUGGGCAGUCCUGGUCACAUCACCACCUCCAAGCUACCUCCACAAAUUAGUAGUAUCAUUCAAGAGUUGGCACGUCCUAUGAUUUUUGAAAAAACAGCACAGGGUGUGGUUGCUGCAGUAGGGACCACUGCCACGGCAUCAUUUAGUAUACCCUCCUCUGUUCCACCCUCUAGUCCAUCUCUCACUAGUCCACCUCAAGGGAUCCCCAACAAUCCUCUUGCAGCCAACAACAUGACUGUGGGCAGCAUUAAAAAGCAAGCACCCAAGAAGUUGGAUGAAAUUGCUCCUUCUACUCCAGAGAUUGCUCAGCUGAGAAAACAGUGCUUGGAGCAUCACACUAAGAAGAUGGAAAACCUAAAGGAAGUAUUCAAAGAAUACCUAAUUGAGCUAUUCUUUCUGCAGCAUCUUCAAGGUAAUAUGAUGGACUACCUAGCUUUUAAGAAGAAGCCAUGUGUUCCUCUCUAUACUUACUUGAGACAAAAUGAUCUGGACCUGGAAGAGGAAGAGGAAGAAGAAGAACAAUCUGAGGUCAUUAAUGAUGAGGUAAAAGUUGUUACUGGAAAGGAUGGUCAGGCAGUGACACCAGUUGCUAUAGCAACGCAACUUCCUCCCAAUGUUUCUGCAGCUUUUUCUGCCCAGCAGCAGUUUACGGGACAUCAAGGGGCUUCUGCUGGCUCUAUGGCCAACCCUGGAGACAUGGAUGCCUUCAAAAGGCAACAGGCUAUGGUGCAAGCAGAUAAGGCUAAGAGGUCCCGGAUUGACGUUGGUCGCCAUGGGUUGAUUUUCCAGCAUCCUGGUGUAGCUCCUUUAGGAUCACCUGGCGUUCCACUCCAGCAGCUUAUGCCAACUGCGCAAGGCGGGAUGCCGCCUACCCCUCAAGCGGUCCAGAUUGCAGGACAGAAGCAAAACCAGCAGCAGUACGACCCAUCUAAGGGGCCACCAGUGCAGAAUGCAGCCAGCCUGCAUACCCCUCCUCCCCAACUACCCAGCAGGUUGCCCCAGGGUGUAGUCUCUAUGGCAAGCCUGCCUAUAACAAUCUCUCAACAACCUCAGCUAGUGGAGAAUACAGCUCAGCCUGUUGGUCAGCUUCAAGCAUCAGUGAAGGUACAGGCAGGUGGACCAGUUCUGACUACAGUUAACCCACAUGCCCAGCUCCAAGCCCAACUGCAACACCAAGGUCUUCAUCUACAGCUCCAGCCCCAGCAACAAGCACCCCAGGCCAUACUUCAGCCUGGACAAGCGACGGUGGCCCUUGCUCGACCAGGGACAGAAUCAACCCAGCCAAUUCAGAGGAUUAUGACAAACUCAAUAUCUAUGACCCCCAUGCCUCCUGCUCCAAGUUCUGUUACAGCCCCCAAUACUGCAAGUCCUCUUCAUUCUCUUUCCUCUAAUAUCAACCCAAGUACCCAGUCAAAACUAACUGGAACCAAUGGCAUGUCAGCAGUCAAAAUUACUGGUUUUAAUCAAACCACAACCAUGCAGUCUUCACAAGAGGGUCCUCAAGACAAGCUAGUUGAGCAGGCCAAACUGGAAAGUCAAGUUCAUCAACGAAUUUCAGAGUUGAGAAAGGAUGGUCAGUGGUCAGCCAGCAGGCUCCCCAAGCUUGUGGAAGCUUCACGUCCAAAGUCCCAUUGGGACUACCUCCUGGAGGAAAUGCAGUGGAUGGCAGCUGACUUUGCUCAGGAGAGGAGAUGGAAAGAAGCUGCUGCUAAAAAGCUUGUCCGCACAUGUGCUCGUUACCAUCAAGAGCAGAAGAAGAGUGAAGAGAGAUCACAGAAAGAAAGGGAAAUUCAUCUUCGUCACAUUGCCAGCACCAUUGCCCGAGAGGUGGAAUUUUUCUGGUCCAACAUUGAGCAGGUUGUGGAAAUUAAACUUCAAUUUGAUAUUUAUGAGAAGAGACUCAAAGCACUUAACCUGCAAAAAGCCUCGAUAAAAGUACCUGCUCAGUCAACAGGGGAGAAAGCGGAUAAGGAGGAUUUAACCACUUCAAGUAGAAAAAGAAAAUCCGCUUCCCCAUUAGUUGAAGAUGUUCAAGAUGAAGAGAGCACCAUAGAGGAGCAGGAAGCUAUAGAGGGGGAAGCAGACCACAGUGCUGAGUUGGUUGAGCUUGCCAAAGAUGCUGAGAUGCCUCUGGAUGCUUUGAUGAAGCAAUACUCUGGUGCCUAUGCUGACAGCUUUCAGUGGCCUCAACCUACUACACAUAGUGAUGAGGAUGAUAUGGAAGAAUCUGAAGUGGAGUGUCCUACCAGUAGUCCACCUGAAGCAGUGUUGAUAGACUCUCUGCUUAGUGUAGACCAGUACCAUGGUGCUGAAAAAGCUACUUCCUCUGACUCAAAUUCAAAGCCUGCCAGAGACGUAGCUGAAGUGGCUGCUGCCACAGAGCUCCUCCUGCCUAAAGGCAGCUUUAAGACCACAUCCUCAACUCGUAGCGCACCUCCUUUCCUUUUGCAUGGGUCACUGCGAGAGUAUCAACAAAUUGGUGUGGACUGGUUGGUGAAUCUUUAUAAGAAGCGGCUUAAUGGGAUCUUAGCUGAUGAGACAGGCCUUGGGAAGACGAUACAGACUGUGGCCUACAUGGCUCACUUAGCUGGCCAAGACGGCAUCUGGGGACCACACCUUAUUGUAGUUAGAACAUGCAAAUUGCUGAGUUGGGAGAUGGAGUUCAAGCGGUGGUGUCCUGGCCUUAAGAUCCUCCUUUACCUUGGUGACAGAAGGGAGCGAAGAUCUAAAAGAAUGCUGUGGGGGGAAGUGAACAGCUUUCAUAUCUGUGUGACAUCCUACAAACUUCUGAUGAAGGACCAGAGCCAUUUCAUGAAGAGAAAAUGGAGCCACCUUGUCUUGGAUGAGGUGCAGCUUAUCAAAAACAUGACUGAAAAACACUGGGAAAUAGUCUUUGCUAUUAAAAGUGAGCAGAGGAUUCUCCUCAUCAACACUCCUCUACAGAAUACAUUAAAGGAGCUGUGGACCAUGAUCCACUUCCUUUUGCCCGGAAUCACCAGGCCGUACCCCGACUUCCCUGUUAAGGCAGGCACAGACCAAAACCAGGACUACUGCCACAAGCUUGUCAUCCGUUUGCACAGGAUGAUCCAGCCUUUCAUCCUGAGGCGUUCCAAAAGGGAUGUGGAGAAACAGCUGCCUAAGAAAUAUGAGCACAUUUUAAAGUGCCGUCUCUCUGGCCGCCAGAAGAGCCUUUAUGAGGAUAUCUUGACCCAACCAGGAGCUCAGGAGGCGUUGAAGACCGGUCAUUUCGUUAGUGUGCUUCAGGUUUUGAUGCAAUUGCAAAGAGUGUGCAACCACCCUGAGCUGGUGGUGUCCAGAGAAACCAGCAGCUCCUACUUCUGUCCCUCACUGCAGUACAGUGUACCAUCACUGGUUCUGGAAGCUCUUCAGGAGCACUCUAGAAAGAUUGAAAACAUGUCCAUAUUUGAUCUGAUCAACAACGAGAACAUACUGACGCGGUAUCAGACUGAGGAGGCAAUACCAAAACUAAAGAUCAAUCAGCAGCUCAUAGAGGAGAUCUACACUGGUCCAGACGCACCGCCACGUCCUAAACCAUGCCCUAUAAAACCCAUGAGAUUGUUUCAGCCAGUGCAGUAUGGGACAAAGCCAGAAGGUCGUCUUGUUGCCAUCACAAGUGCACCAGGUGGACGCACUACAGCAAGUUCUCCUGCUAUUAGUACCCCUGCUUCAAUCACCAGCCAGUCAGCCCAGACCAGGGGCAAGUCCCCAGUCACCACAACAACUGCUACACCCACAUCUCAUGCAGUUGGAACAACCACACAGAGAGCCCAGACUACCCCACCCAUCAACAGCAGCAGCAUCACUACCACCUCCAAUGUCGCCUCCUCUGGGAACAGUGGCACUGGGCAGCAUGUUUUGGGGGCUGCCCCUGUGGCUUUAGCUGGCACUGUUGUGGGAUCAAUAGCUCCUAUUGGCCAACCUGGAUUAGCGCAGGUUCCCAGGCCAGCUCUAGCCCCCAGCCAUGCCAUUCAGCCAAGUCUACUGUCCCAGAGGCUGGUUCUUACAUCCCAGGCCCAGGCACGGUUGCCUAGUGGAGAUGCUGUGAAGAUCGCGCAGCCAGCCAAUGCAGCGGGCAGUCAGAGUCGAUUAUCCCAGCCUGAGACGCCCGUCACUCUGCAGUUCCAGGGAAACAAGUUUACCCUGUCCCCCAGCCAGCUGCGCCAGCUCACCACCGGGCAGCCGUUGCAGCUCCAAGGUACUCUCGGCAACAUCCUGCAGAUUGUGUCAGCUCCAGGGCAACAGAUCAUCAGACCCCAAGGUUCCAUGGUCAUGCAAACAAUGCCACAAGCUGUUCCUGCUUCCAAUGCCUUGGCUGCACCAGGCACACUUCCUCCCACCUCUACAGCCCAACCAGCAUUAGGUGUGACUACAAAUGCUACAUCAGGCCCUACUAAACUCACUACUACCACUCCUGCUGGUUCUCAGGAGUUUUCGGAAGAAAAAACCCAGCAAAUGAAAGAGCGUUUGAGCCGCCUGUUUGAAGCAAAUGAGCGACGCUGUGGCCGCAGAGUGCUGUACGGCUCAGACCUACUGCAGGCCUGCACUUUAAGCUCAGAAACUGGCCAGUGUGCCCUUACUGCUGGAGGCUGGAGGUGGGUGGGACGAGAGAGUUGCCUUAGGGCACAGAGAACCUGUGUGAAUACCACCUCUACUCUGCAGUCCACUCUGGUCUCAGUGGAGAACUGUGUUCAGUCUGCUACCAGCCUUAUCAAGAGGUUAGUUUGCGUGGUUCCUCCAGCUGUAGCCCAACCAACUCAUCUGUAUGCAGCCAAUCCCCCAGUUCCUUAUCGUCUUGAGCAGAAGUCCCUUCAGCGUCGGCUGCUGGAGGCCAUUGGUCCCCAUAGUGCCGACAUUCACAAUUUGGCACACAGGCAUCUCUUCCAUUUCCCUGACCUGCAGCUAAUGCAAAUGGAUUCAGGUAAACUGGAAGCACUUGCGAUCCUCCUGCAGAAGCUCAGAUCAGAGAACCGCCGUGUUCUCAUCUUUACUCAGAUGGUGAAGAUGCUAGACAUCCUGGAGGCCUUCUUAGAUUACAGGCAGCUCACCUAUCUCCGUGUUGAUGAAAGCUUGUCUCCUGAUGAACGACAGGAGCGUAUGAAGAAGUUUAACAGGAACAGGCAGGUGUUCUGCAGCAUCCUGACCAACCGCUGUUGCUCUGCAGUUGGGGCCGUGUUUGAUGCAGACACCAUCAUCUUCUAUGACACAGACCUCAACCCCAGCAUGGAUGCUCGCACCCAGGAGUGGUGUGACAAAAUAGGACGAUCUAAGGAUAUACACAUAUACAGACUGGAGAGUGGAAACUCAAUUGAAGAGAAGCUGCUAAAAAAUGGCACCAAAGAUCUGAUCAGAGAGGUGGCUGCCCAGGGGACUGACUACACUUUGGCUUUCCUUACACAAAGAACAAUCCAAGAUCUGUUUGAAGUAGAGGCAGGCUCAGGUGAAAAGGUGGAGGAGUUUGUCGUGCUUCACCAGGAACCAUCGGCAUCUGAAACAAUAUCUCCCAGGGUAGCUCGACCCUAUAUCCAGGCACUAAACAGCAUAAACCCGGAUGGUCUACCUGAGGAGGAGGAGGAGGAGGAAGAGCAGCAGCACCAGGAGGAGCUAGCAGACAAGGGGGCAACCGAGGACAACCAAGAGUCAGAGAACCAAGAUGCAGAGGAACCUGCUCAAAUAGAGGAGCUGAACGCAGUAAUGGAACAGCUCACACCUAUUGAGAGGUAUGCCCUGCAUUACCUAGAGUUCCUCCACAUCAGUGACGAUGAAAGUGCUCUGAAGAACCAGCUGGAGUGUUCUAAGCGGGGCUGGGAGUUGCAACACCUCCAGAAGCUGAAGGAGGAGGAUCAGGAGCAACAAAUGAUAGAGGGCGAUGAAGAUCUUUUCACCUAUACCAGAGAGGAUGCCUACAACAUGGAAUAUAUAUAUGAUGCAGAGGAUGGUCACACAGAAAUCAUGCCACUUUGGACUCCUCCAACACCCCCACAGGAUGAUAAUGACAUUUACAUCGACUCUGUAAUGAUGCUAAUGUACGACACCACACCCAUGCCAGAGUCCAAAUUGCCUCCGGUUUAUGUCCGCAAGGAGCACAAAAGACUCAAGAUGGACCCCUCAGCAGCCAGAAAGAAGAAGAAGGGUCAUGGGGAGACAGUCAUUCCCCCACGCUCACUUUUUGAUAAGGCCAACAUGUUCAAGGUUCGCCGGGAAGGCAAAGACCAGAAAAAGAGCUUCUCCCUGAAGCAGCAAGCACCUUUUGCCAAGCCCCUACCUUCACUGGUUAAACCUGCAAUGGAGGCUGGCCAAGACAACCCGGAGUGGCUCAUCACUGAGGACUGGGCUCUCCUUCAGGCUGUGAAGCAGCUGUUGGAGUUGCCUCUUAACCUAACAAUUGUGUCUCCUGCCCACACUCCUAACUGGGAUCUGGUAAGCGAUGUGGUGAAUUCCUGCAGUCGCAUUUACCGCUCACCCAAACAGUGUCGCAGCCGUUAUGAAAAUGUCAUCAUUCCCAGAGAGGAGGGCAAGUUGGUUUAUGAGGCAAAUCCCAAGAAGAAAACUAAGAGCAUAUACAAGUCUAAAAACAGUCGUCCUCUAAGAACCUGUCAGAUCUACACACAGGAUGACAACGCCACUCACAUCCAGCUAUAUAACAGCCGUUUUGAACUCAUGAAGAUUAUUGCCAGCAAGAGGAGCCCACCAAUAAAGCCACUGCUCGGCAUGAAUCCAUUCCAGAAGAAUCCCAAACAUGCUUCUGUCCUCGCAGAAAGUGGGAUCAGCUACGACAAGCCCCUACUUCCUAUUCAGGUGGCGUCCCAACGUGCUGAAAGGAUUGCCAAGGAGAAGAAGGCGCUUGCAGAGCAGCAAAAGGCCCAGUUGGCCCAGCAGCAGGCCGGAGCUCCCCAGACACAAGCUGCACCCAGCCAGACCCAAGCUCCUCCUGCUGCCGGCCAGGUUCAGGCUCAGGCUCAGGCCCCUCAGACUGUAACAGUGACCGGCGCUGCCACUGUGCCUAAUGCUGCUGUUCUGUCAGGAGCCAUAAAAAAUGCCACUGUGGGAACAACCAUCCAGGCUGCCGCUGUAGGGGGAAAUGUGAUUGUAAACACAGCAGCUGGAGUUACUCCAAGUCCCUUUCAGGCCAACAAGCGCCUGCCAUCUCAAGUCACUUUGUCCCCUGCGCCUGGAGCCCAGGUCGUCCACACACAACAAAGGGCGGCCGCUGCUCCAGCUGAGGUGGUCACCAUGCCUACAGGUCCCGGUGUGCGAGCAGGUACCCCAGCGUCUACAGUAGUUUCAACAACUCUGAGCCCAGUGCAGUCACAGACUCGCCCACUGGUUCCUCAGGUUCCACCAGCCACAAGUAUUUUGUCACCAAAAAUCACCCCAGCCCACCUGCAGCUCCUGCGACAGCAUCAGCAGUUGCAGCAGCAGCAGCAGCAGCAGCAGCAACAACAACAACAACAACAACAGCAGCAGCAGCAGCAGCAGGCUGCUUCUCCACAGAUCAAAGCAAUGGGCAAACCACAGGAGUUGUUGAAGACGCACAAGCAAAAGGUGCCAAUGCAGCAACAGCAGCAGCAACAGGUAGCUGCAGCAGUGGCAGUAGCCGCCCAGGGCCAGCAGGCUCCAGGGGCCCAGCAGGCUGCCCAGGUGCAGCCUGCCCAGGCUACCCAAGCCAAUCCCCAGCUAGCAGCUGUGACGGCAUCCAGACCUGGAGCUGUCCUGACCGGCACCACUGUGGCCAAUUUGCAAGUGGCCAGACUGACUCGCAUGCCCACUCAGGGACAGAUUCAGACCCAGGCAGGACAGACAGCCCAGGUGACCCUCACCAAACCUCCUGUGGGCGUCUCGUCACCUGGUGUUACAACAUUGCCUGUCAAUGUAGCAAGCAUCAGUGUGGCUAUUACCCAGCCCCAGAAACCAGGAGGGCCUGUGUUGCAGCCGCCCUUUCCCCAGAUGCAGCUACUUCACGUCAGGAAGCAGCAGCAGCACACGGCAGCAGUUCCAGCAGCAGCUGCAGCCCAGAAAGCAGGGCAGCCUCAGCAGGGACAGGCCACUGUACAGCAGAAGAUUGGCACUCAGCAGGUCACAAUGCAGGCAGGACAGGCAGCCCAGCAGCCACAGCAGAAGGUGACCUAUACUGCCACCGCACAGCUCCAACCAGGGCUUAAGACCCAGUUCUUUGCACCCAUUAGCCAGGCCACCAAAACCACGGGCGCUCAACAAAUCCAGGUGGCUAAGAUCCCACAAAUAGUGCAGCAGCAACCCGCUGUGGCUAAUAUCCAGCAAAUCGUGUCUUCUGCUCAGCAGAGCCAGUCCCUGCCUCAGACGGUGACUCUGACUCAGGCGACAUCGGCACCUCAGGUGCAGAUGAUUCCCGCUGGUGCAACCACAGCCCAGGUAGUGCAGCAGAAGAUCAUCCAGCAGCAGGUGGUGACUGCAGCUGCCACACCCCAGAUCCAGGCUCCUCCCCCCCACAGCCCUGCCCAGCAGCCUGCAGCACCGUCUGCCGAAUCCCCAGGGCAGCAGGCCGUGCAGCCCCAGCAGCCUGCCAAGGGUCAGGCUCGCCAGGGGGGCAUUAGAGCCAAGACUCCUGCCAAGCCCACUGGAGGGAGUAGCUAGAGUACAGACGCUAAUCACAUGAACACAGAGGCUGAGAGGAAAGACAUGCCCCACACCAAACCUUGACCUCACCAGUUAUCUCCACCAUAAUGAGAGUUUAACUGUGUCCAACGCCACCAUUUUUGUACUCGUAUCUAAGCCGGUUUGGUCUGUCAAUGGCACCUCUGCCUAUUAAUUGAGGUAAUAUUUAUAAUUUCACAUUACUGAAUCAGCAACAAUGUCUAACUUUUGUAUUUGACUUGUGAAAUUAAAUUUACCACCACUUUAAAAUGUUCCCACAGUUAUUAACCACAACAUUCAUGCCUUCAAAGUGAUUAUUCAAAUAUUAUUAAAGGCAUAUGUGAACUGAGGCUUGUGGGUAAAUCUGCAUUGGUUAACGAGCUGUCCAUUAAAAUAAGUGUGUUCAUAAAUAGUCCCUUUUAUGUCUAAUUCCCUUGUUGUCUAUAGAUACUGAAUGGAGAAUAAUGCACGUUCCUUUAGUCAUUUUGUUUUUUAUUGCAACACACACUGUAAACAUGUAGGAUUUUGUGUUUUCUCAUAAAUUGUCUUUUUUAUUGAUGUCAAUGGAAAGAAAUGUAAAUAACAACAAAAAAACAUUUGUACUUUGUAAAGUAGUUGUGUUUUCAUCUGGGUUUUUCAGCCUAAUUGUAAUAAAGUGUUGUGUUUUUAUACACAAUUUCA
Molecule: messenger RNA, 10306 nt
Organism: Betta splendens (Siamese fighting fish)
Lineage: Eukaryota; Metazoa; Chordata; Actinopteri; Anabantiformes; Osphronemidae
Gene: ep400
Product: E1A binding protein p400
Exons: 54
Coding region: 218-9625 (3135 amino acids)
Molecular function (GO): ATP binding; ATP-dependent chromatin remodeler activity
Source: RefSeq, a predicted model, not a curated record